Caenorhabditis sp. 36 PRJEB53466 is the source of this 1109-nucleotide messenger RNA. The record is from the annotation of a GenBank genome assembly. Lineage: Eukaryota; Metazoa; Nematoda; Chromadorea; Rhabditida; Rhabditidae.
AUGGUGAGUGGUUGUCUCGGAUGCUCGGAUGCAACCGCUUCCAGCAGUUCCCCUACUCGUGGUUCUCUUCUGCCGUCUCGUCCUCUUUUCUGCCCGUCCAUCUGCUCGGUAUCUUUUACGUCUUCGUCGCGUUCAACUUCCGGCCGUCGCACAAUUCUGACCGAUCCUACCUCAAAUACUGGUCCGUUUCGUUUUCCGUGUUUCCGUCCAAUCAGUCACCCGUUCAGGUAUCACUGCAAUUGUCUCUUCCAGCUGAGUCUCGCCCUUCUCAUGCUUCCGGAGAUCCUGAUCAGUCUGUUCAGUGGAUGGCACUAUUCCGUCUGUCAUUCCGGUGCCCUUUACACAGGUAUCUUCCCUUCUUCUCGCGUUCUCUUUUGUCCUUCUCUAUCUUCUUCUUCAGGCGCUUUCUCCGGAAGUGUCGUCUUCCUCUGGACGUUCACCAAAGUGUCGGAUCUGUUCGAAACGAUGCUCCUCCUGUUCGACGGCCGCCGUCCGCUCACCCUUCACAUCGUCCAUCACUUCCUUUCUCUCUCCUACGCAUUCACCUAUUACUCUCUGAACUUUGCCAUUCACAGGUGCCCUUCCCUCCUCUUUCUCUUCAUUUUUCAUUUCCUUUUCUUCCAGAUGGAUCGUUUUCUUCAACCUGUCAGCCCAUGUCAUUCUCUAUGCUUAUUUGUCCGGCUUCAAGAUCCUUCAGAGAUGGACUCCGUGCUGGGUGGCCGUGUGCUCUUCCCAAAUGCUCCAACUUAUUCUCCCGCUCAUCGUCUCUCUUUCGGUGGCCGCCAAAAUGGCGCGUGGAUCACAGUGUGAUGCGAAUGCGCUUGGAAUAUUCGCUAUCCAAAUCGGUCUCUCCGCUCUCAUCAUAAUUUUCGCCGACUUUUAUUGGUCACGUCUCCUGGAGUUCCGUCGGAAGAAUCUGAGAAAGAAUCAAGAAGAUCAAGAUGAAGGAUCGAAGAGUCCGGAAGUGGAAUUGCCGAAACAAAGAGAGAGGUGAGAGCAUCAUGAGUUAAGGAAUAUGUUACUUUUUUUUCAGAAGGAGACCAACCGACGAGACCGUAAUCUUCGAGAACGACUUCCCCGACUUGCGUUCCGUCAUUUUCUCCCCAUAA